This is a messenger RNA of Caenorhabditis elegans, 1193 nucleotides long. It is a transcript of the gene dsb-3, whose product is annotated as Double-Strand Break factor. The record is from RefSeq and is marked reviewed. Lineage: Eukaryota; Metazoa; Nematoda; Chromadorea; Rhabditida; Rhabditidae. Bases 1 to 1038 code for a protein of 345 amino acids. The transcript is spliced from 6 exons.
AUGAUCGAAAUUACCGAUGAUGAGGACUGGUUCCACUGCGGUGUCUUAGCGUUUUCUCUUGAAGUUGUCCGCCAGAAAAAUAGUGAUAUUGACGAUCGGAUUUCCGUAGAUGAGGAUUUUAGUAGUCCGAUUAAUAUCAAACUAUCUGAAACUCAACAAAUGAUAAUCGAUGAGGAACCUGAAGAAAUUGAUGCAGAUGUCGUAACUCCGAAUUUUUCGAAUGAUCAUUUUCUUCAGCCAAGAAGAUGUUCAAUGAGACUAGCUGUUCUAGAAAUAGAAAGACAAGAAACUGCCAUGAAAAAGAAAGAAGAAAGUAAACGACAGAAAAUUAAAAAAACAAAAGAACGGAAGAAGCAUGCAAUUCAAGCUGCGAAAACUCGUAAACAACGGAACGAGAUCGAAGAGGCUUCUCAAGCUCUUCUCCGAUGUUUCCGUUUGGUUGGAAACGCAAAAACCAAAAACGGGAAGCGUAAUAUUUCUGUAUGGGAGGAUCUCCAUUUAUCUUCGUGUGAAUUUCUCAACUUUAUUUCUGAUACGAAAUCCCUUGAGAAGUCAAAGUUUCAAAUUUUUCUUGUUAAUGGAUGUUCCGCUUUGAAAAACACAAUGCUGGCUGCCAGGCCUAGAACUGAGGAAACGCAUCAACUUAUGCUUGGAUUCAUAGUCAGUCUUUACAAGGCUUAUGAUGUGGCUCUACGUACUGGAGUGAUAACUGUUGGAGGUGAUCUCUCGAGGUUAUUAGAACAAGUAUUUGGAAAAUAUUUGUCAACUCCGAAGUGGAUGUCUCCAACUCAUGUACCUUGGAUCCAGACAAAGAAUAUUUUCAAACUUUUACUUUCGAUUAUCGAGAUUCCUGAGAUAAUUUACGACUUGAUUGAUCUGCUGUGUAAAAUGCAAAUUAAUGUCAACCGGAAAUCGUUAGAAUACAAAGAACAUGAUGAAAGCUUCAAGGCGUAUGCUGCAACCCAGAUCAACCAUUUCUACACAAUUCUUGCUAAUCGAGUGAUGUUUUUAGAUAAUCAACAGAGAUAUAGCAAUUGAUUAUAAUCUGAUGAAUAGUGUUUUUAUCAUCAUUUGUAUUUUAUCAGUUCUAGAAUUUUGGAAUUUUUCAUGCUCCCGUUACCUUUUUAAAACUUUUAGUUUAUCUAUCAUGUACUAUUUUUCAAAAAUUGCCCAGAUUAAAUGUUUAUUUUAAA